UAAAAAGGCAGUCCCAAUGCGCUUCCGGCGUUAGAUCGACGUAAGCGUUUGAGUUGAACAUUCAGUGGUGCCAAACAACAUUGUGGAAAACCUUCGUGUAAAACAUACCGUUCCAAGAUAUUCCCGGGUUCAGAUAUUUCGUUCCAUUUGAAAGGUAUCCCAACCGCUCCAGGGUAAUCAUUCUCUGUUUCACGAACUACACGAUGGCGUCCGGCACCUUUACCCCUCGUCUGCUUGUGGCGCUAAUGAUCUGUACCCUGAUUGCCGACCUCACCACACUGACUGCUGCCCGGCCGCAGGAUAGCGAUGCCGCAUCGGUAGCAGCGGCCAUCCGGUACCUGCAGGAGCUGGAGACUAAGCAUGCUCAGCACGCCAGACCCAGAUUCGGCAAACGGGGUGGCUACCUUAACCCGGCAGUAUUUGGACAGGACGAACAGGAGAAUCUUUACAGGUUGAUUGGCAGGAUCCAGCAUUUUCGAGAUGAACAGCUUCCGACCAACUUCUAGAUGGCGUCCCGAGCUCGGACACAACGGUACCCCGUAACACAUCGUGUUUCUCCUGUCCCAUCAAGCUGGCCGCUAGCCAGUGCUAGCCUAUGACGAUAUGAUGUUGAUCCUUUCGCCAAAGCUCCAUCCAAAGUUCGGUGCAUUGUGAAUAGCAAUUCAAUGUUGCCACCCAUACAAACUUACGCUCAACCAUUUAACCUGCUUCUAGUUCUACACAACUCUUUUUCUUCGAUUGUUUGCUGACCAGUAUGUAGUAAUAAAACAUUAUUUAUAUAGCUAAUCGAACAUCGACACCGCCCCUCAGGCACAGACACAUCCAUGUAUCCUUCCGUGUCCGGGUUGCACAAUGCAUGGCUCGGACAUGCGAAGCAAACCGUUGGACAAAACGAAUCGAAAUAAAAUUACCUGUACAAUUAAACAAAUCCAUACCGCUUAUUUACGUACACCACCUUACAGCAGACCAUACAGGAACAGCUGUUUUAGCUCGUAAGACCAUGUUGUGAUUACACUGCAAACAUUUUCCCGUUACGUUCAGACAGAAGACACUAUUCGUAAUAAAUCUUUCUUGCUUAGUGUAUAUGCCCAAACUAAACCUAAAAACCGUGUAUGAUUUCGUUGUUGUCUGUGGAAACUAUGAAGUAUAUAUAAUAAUAUAUUUGAGCUGCAUUAGAAAAAAAACGCAUACUGCU
Molecule: messenger RNA, 1195 nt
Organism: Anopheles stephensi (Asian malaria mosquito)
Lineage: Eukaryota; Metazoa; Arthropoda; Insecta; Diptera; Culicidae
Product: neuropeptide F-like
Exons: 4
Coding region: 204-506 (100 amino acids)
Source: RefSeq, a predicted model, not a curated record